Annulohypoxylon maeteangense is the source of this 921-nucleotide messenger RNA. RefSeq names its product Cnl2/NKP2 family protein-domain-containing protein. The coding region runs from base 196 to 756 and encodes 186 amino acids. The transcript is spliced from 2 exons. The record is from RefSeq and is a predicted model, not a curated record. Lineage: Eukaryota; Fungi; Ascomycota; Sordariomycetes; Xylariales; Hypoxylaceae. Gene Ontology annotation, biological process: chromosome segregation. Gene Ontology annotation, cellular component: Mis6-Sim4 complex; kinetochore.
UGCGUAGCAAUCACUUCAAUCUAUUAUUGCUACAAUUCUACCAUAAGGAAGGCACACAUUUAACGCAUUUAUUCCAAGCAGUUACGAGCGAGGAGCAGUUUAAUACGUCCAUACUUCGGAUAAUUAAGCCAUUUGUGAUAUUUCUUGUUGUCAGUUGCUUGUUUGCCACUUUUAUCUGACUUUACAAUCUACACCAUGGCGACAAACGAAGCCACAAUUCUUCGGAACUAUCUACUCCUCCCCGCCCGACUGCCCACUAUCAUCUCCCUACAAGAGUUUACCUCUUUAUUUCCGAAAUCGCAGCAAUCUUCACCACAAAUUCGAACCCUGUAUAGAGACCUCCAGCAACAACGAAACGUAGUUGUCGACGGCGUGUCGCAGAAUAUCGAAGCACAGAUUAGACAAGGCAAAGCCUUACGCCGAGAGGUGAUAAAAGCUCGGAGGGAAGCAGAUUUAGAGGAACAAGAUGACGAAAUCGAUAUUGAACGAAUGCUGUUCGGGUCUACUUCGAAUACGGUCCAGCCCAAACAACAUUCACUCCUGACCAUUCUACCCGACAUGGAUGAAGCUAUCGCAGACAUGGAACGCGAAAUACAAACUAUAGAGCAGGAAGAAGCGACACUUCUCGAGUCUAUUAAACAAGCUGUCGGUAAUAUGAGCGAUCUCCGAUACGGUCGAUUUGCCAACCCCAAACUGAAGGACGAGGUUCUCGAUGGCCUCCAACGACUCCAAGACACAUGCGAGCGCAAGACGUGAUCGACGACGCCAAAUCAGUUCAGUUCAUUAGAUCACUAUAUGACUACGUGGCCGCAUCCAAUUAUCUAAAACAUUACAGAAAGGAGCUUUUCAAAUAGCACCAAGAUUCCGAUAAGUCGUCAUACAUAUUCCUUAUAUGACCUAGAAAUACCGUAAACAACAUUG